Molecule: messenger RNA, 1761 nt
Organism: Aspergillus calidoustus
Lineage: Eukaryota; Fungi; Ascomycota; Eurotiomycetes; Eurotiales; Aspergillaceae
Source: the annotation of a GenBank genome assembly
AUGGUCAGCUUGACUUGGGGUCUUUCACGGCAUUGGCGCGUCGACACCAGGCAAUUCAUCCGUGUCGUUCUUUGCAUGCUCAUUGCCGGUCUUCUAUAUCUUUUCUAUAUCUUUGCCGGCCCUCAGCUAGUCCGCUUUCGCUUUCGGGACGAUCUCAGCUGGUAUGACUUGGGUGCGUAUGGAUUCGGCCCGUCGAGGAGUUAUGUCUCGUUCCAAUACGAAUCGCCUGUGGUAGAGAUUACUGCUGUCAAUAAUGACCGGGCAUGCGACUCCGGAUAUACGUUUCUUGCGCCACGCGGAGAUUCAGUUGCACACCCGGGGCCAAUGAUUUUAGAUGCGAAUGGUGAGCUUGUCUGGAUGAAACAUAACUGGGGGACGACGCAUGAUUUCAAGGUGCAGCGCUUCCAGGGUCAGGAUUUCCUCACUUACUGGGAAGGUGAGCAAGUUGAAGGGAGAGGAUAUGGAUCGUGGUAUAUGGUUGACUCGGCAUAUACGGUUCGGUACGUGAUAAACCCAGUCGGAAGUUAUGGCGGUGAUCUGCAUGACUUUCAGAUCACGCCUGAUGGCACGGCGCUGGUGACAAUAUAUGACCCUAUCAUGAUGGAUUUGCGAUCAGUUGGCGGACCCGAAAUAGGCUGGAUAUACGACUGUCUCUUUCAAGAACUUAAUAUUGCGACAGGGGAGUUGAUCUUCGAGUGGCGCGCUUCCGAUAAAUUUGCUGUUCACACCACAUACGAGAUACUGUCCGGAGAAACAGGCAACAAGCGGGCCUCUGCGUUUGACUUUUUCCACAUAAACAGUAUCGACAAGGACGAGCGCGGGAACUACAUCAUCUCGGCGAGACACUUGCAUGCCAUCUUCUGCAUCUCGCGCUCCACGGGGAACGUUCUCUGGGCCCUUGGUGGCAAGGACAAUGAAUUCAAAGACCUCUCAAACGGCGAGGCCACCGGUUUCUCCUGGCAGCACGACGCCAGGUGGCACAUGGAAAGCAGUGCCAUUACGCUGUUUGACAACGCCGCUCAUGCGCAUAGCGACCCCGAGCGUGAAAGCCGCGGCAUGGCCGUCCAUCUCGAUAUUCCAAGGCGAGAGGCGACGGUGCUGGCCACAUACCAUCAUCCACACCAGCUGAAAUCCGUUUCUCAGGGCAAUGUGCAGCUCAUAGAUGACAUCGAUCGCGUUAUAGUAGGCUGGGGACAUGGCGCGGCAUACAGCGAGUUCAGCUCCAACGGCGAGCUGCUCUGUAACGUGCAUUUUGGGGCGUCGGCGUUCUUCGACUUUGGGCGCGUGGUGUCAUAUCGUGCGCUUAAGGGUAAUUGGGUCGGAAACCCGCAGACUCGACCUGACGCAGUUGUAGUUGACGACGUGGUCUAUGUGAGUUGGAACGGCGCGACAGAGGUUGCUGGUUGGCGUCUGGAAGGGUGGGACGGCGACCGCAUCGAGGAAGUCAACAGGUCGAGGAGUUUCACGUCUAUCGAGGACUUUGAGAAAACCGGUUUUGAGACGGCAAUUGCUCUUCCCGUUGACCCGACUUACCCGAUAUAUCGGUUAGCAGCAUUGGAUGCAGAGGGAAACAUACUGGGUACAACAGACUUGCUCCAGGCGCCUUCCGACAGUGGCAUCGCUAAUGAACUGAUCGUUCACGCUGCCCUUGUCAUGGGAAUAUGCGGCCUGGUUGCCGCGUUUUACCAGGUAAAGGGACUCUGGAAAUGUCGAUUCUCAUGCCUGAGGCACAGAGAUGCAUAUGAGUUGGUGCCCCAGUGA